This is a messenger RNA of Eufriesea mexicana, 1208 nucleotides long. Its product is annotated as cell adhesion molecule 4. The record is from RefSeq and is a predicted model, not a curated record. NCBI's taxonomy places the organism in Eukaryota, Metazoa, Arthropoda, Insecta, Hymenoptera, Apidae. Gene Ontology annotation, biological process: synapse organization. The coding region runs from base 127 to 954 and encodes 275 amino acids. The transcript is spliced from 6 exons. Gene Ontology annotation, cellular component: neuron projection membrane.
GUCACCUCGUUCGAGAGACUGUCAGUGCUAGCGAACUCUUGCUUACGAUGCGCGAUUCGGCGGAACGGUUGAAAUGCGUGUGAGAUAGUAUAUCAAUAUGUGAAAGAACCUCGCCGAGGAAAAGCGAUGUCUACUUCUCUUCCCAUACUCGUCUGUUUUAUCAUUUCUUUUGGUGGUAUAGCGUCAUGUAUAAGAAAUUUUCGAACCGACUUCCUAGAGGAAUGGCCGACUCCUGGGACGGAGCCCUACUUCGACACAACGAUGCAGUCGAACUUCACCGGAUUGGUGGGAAAAACUGUGCACCUAGUAUGCAUAGUGAAAAACCUCGGAAAUCGAACGGUUUCCUGGGUGAGGCAUCGCGACAUACACUUGCUGACUGUUGGCCGUUAUACUUACACGAGCGACCAACGUUUCGAGGUGCUGCAUCUUCCUCAUUCCGAAGAAUGGACGUUAAUGAUACGAUACCCACAACGCAAGGACUCCGGGAUUUAUGAGUGCCAAAUUUCAACGACGCCCCCUAUCGGUCACCCUCUGUACUUGACGAUCGUCGAACCGAUUACCAUCAUCAUCGGAGCUCCCGAGCUAUUCGUCAAUAAGGGUAGUACCAUUAACCUAACCUGCGUCGUGAAGUACGCUCCGGAACCGCCGCCCACGAUGACCUGGAGUCACAACACCGAGGUAAUUAACUUCGACUCGCCGCGCGGCGGUAUUAGCUUGGUGACGGAGAAAGGUCCCGAAACGACGAGUCGUUUAAUGAUACAGAAAGCGGUGCCGAGCGACUCCGGGAUCUAUACAUGCGAGCCGAGCAACGCGAAUCCCAAUAGCAUCAAGGUGCACGUUGUGAACGAGGAACAUCCGGCCGCCAUGCAUCACGGUGAUGGAAGUUCGUCGUUCGCUGCGACACGGCCGAUGUGUUUUAUAAUUUUAAUAGUAGCUAACGUAAUAUUUGUAUAAGAGGAAAGAAAAGAUAAACGACGAGGAGAAGGAAGGAAAUACCCGACACGAUAAUACAGCGCGGUUUCACUUGCAAAUCGCAUUGCCUAUGAUCGAUAACAUUCUUUGGGUGAAUAUUUGCGCAGGGUAAAACUGAAUAUUACCUACAUUUACAUUAAAUUUCCGUGACCAAAGAGUUUUCGAAUAUCAGCACGGCACAAUAAUCGGUAAGAGUGUAGUAUUUUGUUAAGAUAUAUCAUCAAGAACGAAUAACU